Molecule: messenger RNA, 2034 nt
Organism: Suillus clintonianus
Lineage: Eukaryota; Fungi; Basidiomycota; Agaricomycetes; Boletales; Suillaceae
Product: Metallo-dependent phosphatase-like protein
Exons: 10
Coding region: 1-2034 (677 amino acids)
Cellular component (GO): cytoplasm
Molecular function (GO): phosphoprotein phosphatase activity
Source: RefSeq, a predicted model, not a curated record
AUGGCUGCGUUUUCAUUCUCUCGCAUUGGCCGAUCUAUGAGGGGCAUAUUGGUCCCUACAGCCGCUAUCAUUGGCUUCUCAUGCCUCCUGACAUACUUCUUCGUAUUAUAUCAGCCUACCGACGGUCCUGGCAUUGCCCAGCGUCUAGGCUGGCAAGCUUGGGAUGCGGUUGCCACCACCGACUACUUCGAUAAGGGACCUUCUACGCCGCCAGUCACCGGUGACCCAGAGGAGGCACAGCCAAUUCCGGGCAACGAUGACGAGACAGACUGGUGGGAUUCCUCAUCCAAUCAGCCCUGGGAUACUACCGAUGAUAUAGAGAGUUAUCCUCUUGACGUUUGGGCUCCGCUCUUACCUCACGAUACUGGCCUGUCUGAAAUUGCCAUCACGCGUUGCAUGAUGCCACCAGAUCUCGUCGGGAACCUUUGCGCACCCAGCACGACCAUCGAGCAGGACGCCAUCAAAGGUAAUUGGGUUAGAGUGGAACGGGAUCUUAACAAGCAAGCUGGUCUCUGGACUCUGAAUAUCUACUACAGGCGGACGCGCCGCCUUGAUAUACCUCUCAUUACCGACUUGCGCCUCCUUCCUGCCAAUGUCAUUCCCGAACCUCUCACGGACCCUUGGGUAAGAGUUGAUCACUCCAUCCGUGACGGCGUUAUGCGUGCGGAACCACUGUACCUGUGGUACCUCCCGGGCAAAACGAUGAGCGACAUGACUUCGGAAGACAAGGCCAAUCUCAUUACCGAAGUCGACGUACUCUUCGGGGAGGACCGACCUUGGUACGGAUUUGAGAAAUUAGAGCCUCCCGUAACCCCAGAGAAGGAGGGGCAACUAGAGAGUGUGUAUGUGACAUACCGCCGCGGCGUUAAGUCGGUCCCUCGCGCACAUCCUUUACACUUCUCACGAGACGGAAAAUUCAAGAUUUUGCAGGUCGCAGACCUGCACUUCUCCGUUUCCAGAGGCGUAUGUCGGGAAACUGACAUUGAUCCCUGCGUCAACUCCGAUAAUCUCACCAACACGCUCCUCGCACACGUGCUGGACGAAGAAAAGCCAGACCUUAUCGUCUUCUCCGGCGACCAGCUCAACGGGCAAGGAACAUCUUGGGAUCCCAAAUCCGUCCUGGCAAAGUUUGCUGUAGCAGCUACAGAUCGCAAGAUACCUUGGGCAGCUAUAUUCGGCAAUCAUGACGAGGAGAACGGUGAUGUGAAGCAGGAGCAGGUGCGUAUGAUGAAGGCCCUCCCCUACUCCAUGGUGCAGAGGGGUCCGAAAGAUAUUCACGGUGUUGGGAACUACGUUCUGAACGUGAAGAGUGCUGAUGCCUCCAUGACAUCGCUGCUGACGCUGUACUUUCUUGACUCUGGAUCCUACUCGAGCGGUUACUUAGAUUGGUUAGGUUACUUCUUCCCAACGGAGUACGACUGGAUACACGAGGACCAAAUUAACUGGUUUUUGCAAGAAUCAUCCAAGAUACAGCCCAUAGAACGUCCGUUCACACCGGACACCGGCAAGGAUUUUGGUUCCAUAUGGACCAGACAGUCCGAUCAGAUCACGCCCACGACGCGCAAAUUAGCCAAGCCCAAUGCUAUGAUGUUCUUCCACAUUCCUCUGCAAGAGUCAUUCAGUACAGCGGACACGGACACGCGUACUGGCCAGCUGCUGGACAUCGGUCUGCACGAUCUGGAAGAACCCGGUUUUGCGAAGAAGAAUGAUGGAAUGUUCGACAAGGGUUUGAAGAAAGCACUGGAGAGUGGUCAUGUUACAGGUGGAGGCAUACCCGAAGUGAAGGUGGUCGCAAAUGGACACUGCCACAUCACGGAGGAUUGCAAACGUAUCAAGGAUAUAUGGAUGUGCUUUGGAGGCGGAGGGUCGUAUUCUGGGUACGGACAGGUUGGGUUUGACCGGCGGUUCCGCAUGUACGAGAUCUCAGAUUAUGGAGAGACCAUCCGGACGUACAAGCGCACAGAGAAGGACGAGAUCCUCAACGACUACAUUCUAGCUGGACCAAGGGCUCCACUAUUCAACCCGCAGUCGUAG